This is a messenger RNA of Lolium rigidum, 756 nucleotides long. RefSeq names its product probable cytokinin riboside 5'-monophosphate phosphoribohydrolase LOGL10. The transcript is spliced from 7 exons. The record is from RefSeq and is a predicted model, not a curated record. The coding region runs from base 1 to 756 and encodes 251 amino acids. Gene Ontology annotation, cellular component: nucleus; cytosol. Gene Ontology annotation, molecular function: hydrolase activity, hydrolyzing N-glycosyl compounds. NCBI's taxonomy places the organism in Eukaryota, Viridiplantae, Streptophyta, Magnoliopsida, Poales, Poaceae. Gene Ontology annotation, biological process: cytokinin biosynthetic process.
AUGGACAGAGAAGAUGAGGUGGAGAUGAAGGAGGAAUCAGUAGAGGCUAGAGUGCAAGUGAUGGCGGCGUCUCGGUUCAGGAGGAUAUGCGUCUUCUGUGGGAGCAGCAAGGGCAAGAAGACGAGCUACCAGGAUGCUGCCGUUGAGCUUGGCAAGGAGCUGGUAGCAAGGAACAUCGAUCUGGUGUACGGAGGAGGGAGCGUGGGGCUAAUGGGCCUGGUCUCUCAAGCAGUCUACAGCGGGGGCAGGCAUGUCAUUGGGGUGAUUCCCAAGACCCUUAUGCCUAGAGAGAUAACAGGUGAGACAGUGGGGGAGGUGAAGGAAGUGGCAGAUAUGCACCAAAGGAAGGCUGAGAUGGCCAGGCAAUCUGACGCCUUUAUAGCACUCCCUGGUGGGUACGGAACACUUGAAGAGCUCCUAGAAGUAAUCACUUGGGCGCAGCUUGGCAUUCACGAAAAGCCGGUUGGGCUGCUGAACGUGGACGGCUACUACAACGCGCUGCUAUCGUUCAUCGACAAGGCCGUGGAGGAAGGGUUCAUCAUGCCCACCGCUCGCCACAUAAUCGUGCUGGCUCCGACGCCCGACGAACUGCUCGACAAGCUCGAGGAGUACUCUCCUCGGCACGAGGAAGAUGAAGUCGUGACCAAGGCGAAGUGGGAGACAACAGAACACCUGAGCAUCUGCAAGAGCUUCGAGAUACCGUCGCUGGACGAAGGCAAGGCGAUCAUCCCAGCACAGCGAGGCAGCAUACUAUGA